Molecule: messenger RNA, 306 nt
Organism: Linderina pennispora
Lineage: Eukaryota; Fungi; Kickxellomycota; Kickxellomycetes; Kickxellales; Kickxellaceae
Product: enhancer of yellow 2 transcription factor
Exons: 1
Coding region: 1-306 (101 amino acids)
Biological process (GO): regulation of transcription by RNA polymerase II; poly(A)+ mRNA export from nucleus; positive regulation of DNA-templated transcription
Cellular component (GO): DUBm complex; nuclear pore; SAGA complex
Molecular function (GO): transcription coactivator activity; chromatin binding
Source: RefSeq, a predicted model, not a curated record
AUGGCCGAUGGAAUGCAAGUGCGCGAGGAGCUGCUGCGGCGGUUCAUCGAGUCUGGGGAGCGCGAGCGGCUGCAAGAGAUCCUGCGCAAUAAGCUGCUGGCAAGUGGCUGGCAAGACCGGGUCAAAGACAGGUGCCAGCGGAUAAUCCGCGAGAGCGAGAAUGGCGCCGACAAGGUUACCGUCGACGAGAUUGCCGAGAAAGUCACUCCGUAUGCGCGCGCCGAGGUGCCUGAGGAUAUCAAGAGCGAGUUCCUGGAACAGGCCCGGGCAUUUGUCUACCGGUCACUCCCCGACACAGAAAACUGA